Molecule: messenger RNA, 786 nt
Organism: Aegilops tauschii subsp. strangulata
Lineage: Eukaryota; Viridiplantae; Streptophyta; Magnoliopsida; Poales; Poaceae
Molecular function (GO): protein binding
Source: RefSeq, a predicted model, not a curated record
AUGCUCUGGGAGAUCCUUUUCCGCCUCCCCCAGGACCUAUACUCGCUCCCCCGCGCUUCAGCCGUCUGCAAGCAGUGGAGAGGCAUCCUCAUCGACCCCAAGUUCCUCUGUCGGUUCCAUGCGCACCACCGCAAGCCGCCCCUCCUUGGCUUGUUCCAUUACAGCACGACACAGAUCGUGUUCACGCCCGUCCUGGCCCUUCCAGACCGCAUCACCCCUGGGCGCUUCUCCCUUGGACACUGCAGCAGCAACAUCCUGCUUGAUUCCCGCCACGGCCGCGUCCUCGUCAAAGACUUGGUGCAAAAAGAGAUUGUUGUGUGUGAUCCUAUCACCAGCAAGCAGCACCGCAUGGCCAUCCCGCCGGAGUUCAUCGACCACUACUUCAGCGCGGCAGUGCUCUGCGCUGUCAGCGACCAGGGCCAUGUGCACGGCGGCUGCCACUCCUGUCCCUUCAAGGUGGUCCUGGUGUCCAUAUACGGAGAGGGGCAAACCGUUGUCUGCGUUUACUCCUCAGAGACUGCCACAUGGGGCGGUCUCAUCUCUACGGAGGCUCCGCAUGACGGGUGUUUGCUUGAUUGUCCCGGCACCCUUGUUGGUAGUGUACUUUACUGGCCGUUACAUAUACAGGGAGACAACAUACUUGAGUUUGAUUUGGACACACAGAAUCUUACUGUGAUUAAGGGCCCUCCUGAUAUGCAGAUGUAUAUGACUAUUUUCGGCAACUUACAUAUCAUGGAGGCAGAGGAUGCAUGGCGUUGUUGGUCUUGCUGCGGUGUCUCGCCUUAA